Messenger RNA from Rhodofomes roseus, 938 nucleotides. RefSeq lists its product as uncharacterized. Bases 91 to 906 code for a protein of 271 amino acids. NCBI's taxonomy places the organism in Eukaryota, Fungi, Basidiomycota, Agaricomycetes, Polyporales, Fomitopsidaceae. The record is from RefSeq and is a predicted model, not a curated record. The transcript has 4 exons.
ACCUUCGCCCAUGCCUUUUAUGCCAUCCGGAAGGACCAGAGGCUCAGCAGCCGCGCGACGCUUCUUCCCCUAGUCAGCUUGCUCUGGCUGAUGGCGGUUAUCAAUGAAGCGUGUAACAUUGGCUUCAAUUCGAACGCGUGGCUUCAUUACGAUGGGACGAGCAUGUCUGCGUAUCACUACUUCACCAGCAACCAGGCGUCCGCACUGAACGGAGCCGCAUUGGCCGGGGCAUUCUUCACCGUCAUUCUGGCUGACGGCUACUUGCUGGUGCGAUGCUACAGAUGGUGGAAGAACUUGUGGGUUAUUAUCCCACUGGCUAUGCUAAUGCUCGUGUCUUACGUCUGGGACUUCUUCGAGCUCGUGUACACCGCCGGGCACGCAGUCGAAGCCAACAGCGGCUGGGUUAUGCCCUUCUUCGGGAGCUGGCCCAUCACCAUCGGCCUCGCCGGGGCCCUCCAUCUUAUCUACACCGUGUUGUUGGCCUCUCGCGUUAUCACGCACGCUCGCAAGACAUGCAUGGAGGUUUUGGGGCUGUGGGAGAUCAGCGUGGAAUCUGCCUUCCCGUACGGCUUUGUCUCGCUUGUGUUCAUGAUCCUCUAUUGUUCGAACUCGGUGGCGGCCAAUGGCUUCAUACCGAUGCUGGUGCAGCUCCAGGGCAUCACUGUUGACCUGCUCGUCGCCCGUACGUUGAAGCUCGAGCACCGCUCUGCUAUCGCGCAGCUACCUGUGCCGGUCGUGGCGGUUCAAACGCAGAUGGUCGUUCCGACCUCGGACUCCGCAUCUACGACCGCUCCGUCUGCGAGCAUAUACGACGAGAAGCUCACGCUCGUGAAGAUGUCGAGUAUGUGGAAGGCAUCAGCGCUCGAAAAGAAGGAGCCUGCGCCCCCGGAGUAUCCGGGAAAAUAAAAAUGAUCUGGCCUUGGUUAUGUUCUGGUACG